AUGAGGGAAGCUACCAAGAUUGUCCAGGACAACUUCCAGCGCAAAUUGAACGGCCAUACAUCCGUCGCCGUCCCCGCUACGUCAUUGGCCACCCCAGCCAAGCACCCAGAGCCAAAGGAGAGCAAGAGUUUAUCAGUCCAUGUUGGCGUCCAUCCAGCACGUGAUGUUGGACCAGAUCAUGUACACCGACGCCCCGGAGGCGGCCAGCCCUCCUCAGCCCACAAGAUGUGGGUCGUUUCAUCGCCCCCAGCGCUGCUGCAGGAAAUUCCACUGAGCCCAACUCUCAACAAGUUUUCAAGCAUCCGGACCCGCAAGGCGUUAGAGGAGGAGCUUGGGCUGAGCGCAGGGGACGCCGAGGCCGUGAAGCGGCGCACCAGCACUUCAAAGACAACAGCGGCAACGUAG
This is a messenger RNA of Puccinia triticina, 405 nucleotides long. RefSeq lists its product as uncharacterized. NCBI's taxonomy places the organism in Eukaryota, Fungi, Basidiomycota, Pucciniomycetes, Pucciniales, Pucciniaceae. The record is from RefSeq and is a predicted model, not a curated record. Bases 1 to 405 code for a protein of 134 amino acids. The transcript is spliced from 2 exons.